Molecule: messenger RNA, 504 nt
Organism: Saccostrea cuccullata (small rock oyster)
Lineage: Eukaryota; Metazoa; Mollusca; Bivalvia; Ostreida; Ostreidae
Product: protein draper-like
Exons: 4
Coding region: 1-504 (167 amino acids)
Molecular function (GO): scavenger receptor activity
Source: RefSeq, a predicted model, not a curated record
AUGUCUAUAACUGUGAAGACGGGUUUUAGCAUUUACUGUGGAGCCCCUGGUAGAUGUAAAAAGCAGGGAAAUGUAAAAGGUGAAUGUCCUCCGGGUAGGCACGGAAGGAAUUGCGUUGAGUUCUGUAGAAUGAAUUGCAAAGGGUGUAACAGAUUCACUGGUGUCUGUGAGUUUGGGUGUAAUCCUGGUUGGAAGGGAACCUUCUGUGAGAAUGAAUGUGAUAGCCGGACAUACGGAGAAGACUGUGGUCUGUCUUGUGGAACUUGUUUAAAUUUAGAACAAUGUCACCACAUUAAUGGGACAUGUUUCAAAGGAUGUGACAGAGGAUUCCAAGGAGAUAAAUGUACUAAGGAGUGUGAUAAUGAUAGAUACGGACCUGAGUGCAAUAUGACUUGUGGUAACUGUAGCAACGCAGAACAAUGUAAUCAUGUGAACGGAAGUUGUCCCAAGGGAUGUGACUUUGGUGUUAAAGGGGAUAAGUGUGAUCAAGGUCAGUUAAAGUAA